Molecule: messenger RNA, 956 nt
Organism: Sphaeramia orbicularis (orbiculate cardinalfish)
Lineage: Eukaryota; Metazoa; Chordata; Actinopteri; Kurtiformes; Apogonidae
Gene: ube2m
Product: ubiquitin conjugating enzyme E2 M
Exons: 6
Coding region: 160-717 (185 amino acids)
Source: RefSeq, a predicted model, not a curated record
AGGCUAGCUCGGUGCUAGCUCUUCGGUUCAGUGUAUGAGACGCACCGGCUCCAUCCACACUCCGGUGCUGUUAGGACGGAUCCGAUCCCCAAAGUCACCCGACACCGCAGGCACAGCGCAGGGCCAAGCAGCGUGGGCAUCCGCCGACAACCACUGAAGAUGAUUAAGCUCUUUUCCCUGAAGCAGCAGAAGAAAGACGAGGAAUCUGCUGGAGGAAACAGGACCGGAGCCGGGGGCAAGAAAGCCAGCGCGGCCCAGCUCCGAAUACAGAAAGACAUCAACGAGCUGAACCUUCCAAAGACGUGUGAGAUCAACUUCCCUGACGACGAUGACCUGCUCAACUUCAGACUCAUCAUCUGUCCAGACGAGGGUUUUUACAAAGGAGGGAAGUUUGUGUUCAGCUUUAAGGUAGGACAGGGUUACCCCCAUGACCCCCCCAAGGUCAAGUGUGAGACCAUGGUGUACCACCCCAACAUCGACCUGGAAGGAAACGUCUGUCUAAAUAUCCUACGGGAGGACUGGAAGCCUGUGCUGACGAUAAACUCCAUCAUCUAUGGUCUACAGUAUCUGUUCCUGGAGCCUAACCCAGAGGACCCCCUGAAUAAGGAGGCUGCUGAAGUCUUACAGUCCAACCGGCGACUGUUCGAACAGAACGUCCAGCGCUCUCUGCGCGGCGGCUACGUGGGCGCCACCUACUUCGAAAGGUGUCUGAAAUAACUGGGCGUCCUGUCGACCCCUCCCACCACCACCACCCCCCCACCCCUCCACCCCACUCCCCCCCCCCGGCUGAAGCCAGAAAGCAGCACGACAGAAGACGCUUUUCUGUUUGAAAACAAAAGACAACAAAGAAACUCCGCCCCCUCCCUGUCCCCUCCCCCUCCUUCUCGUUCUCUGUUUUACUUCCACGGCUCAGCGUCCAAUGGGACGACGACGCAUCACACCUGACUGGACUCAAA